Messenger RNA from Schistosoma haematobium, 3435 nucleotides. RefSeq names its product Sphingosine kinase 2 (gene SPHK2). Gene Ontology annotation, molecular function: kinase activity. The record is from RefSeq and is a predicted model, not a curated record. The coding region runs from base 170 to 1798 and encodes 542 amino acids. NCBI's taxonomy places the organism in Eukaryota, Metazoa, Platyhelminthes, Trematoda, Strigeidida, Schistosomatidae. Gene Ontology annotation, cellular component: membrane; intracellular membrane-bounded organelle; cytoplasm. The transcript has 11 exons. Gene Ontology annotation, biological process: sphingosine biosynthetic process.
AUGAACUCUUUUGCUGUCGUCUUUGAAGUUUGAUCUAAGUUUCUGAGUUCAUUGCCGUUUUUCUAUGAGUCUUGAAGUCUUCCAUAAAAACUCCUGCAUACCACAAAGAGUUUGUAUUUAAUGAGACCUCAGAAUUUUCUGGAGUGUCUUGAUCACCAAAUCAACCGAAAUGCAGCCAAAUGUUUGCACAACUUACGAUGUCUGUAUUCUACUGGUUCCUCGUCGAAUUCAGUGCAUGCUUUAUUUAAACGAACUUGGAAUAUGUUUUGUACCAAAUCACUCUUCUUUCCCCAACAAAAUGCAUAUUCACAAGAACCUAGUAAUUGAGUGCAAGAAAGAAAUCAUAUUAAGAAAUAAGAAAAAGCGAAAUACAGGCCUAAAAAUAAGUUAUUUCAAAACAAGAAAGGUGUACGAAAAGAAAAAAAAAUUACAAAUCCUUGAAGGAACAAGUCUUAAUAUACUUUUCUCAUCUGAUCAAAAAGCUUCCGAAUGCAUGAAAGCAAUUGAAUUUUUCUUCAAAAGUGCCCACACAAACGACGCUAAACCUUAUUUAGUCUUAAUAAAUCCUAAAAGUGGAUCAGGGAAUGCUCUAAAUGGUUUUAACUUCGAAAUUUCCCCCAUUUGGAAACAAAUGAAUGUUCCGUAUGAAUUAUUUUGUACAGAAUAUCCAGGCCAUGCAGAAAAUUUUAUCAGAAAUUUACCAAAAGCUAGUCUUUUACGUUAUCGAGCAAUAGUUACGUGUUCAGGUGAUGGACUAGUGUAUGAAGUAAUUAACGGAUUCAUAUCAAGAAAAAAUUAUGAUGACGCCAUUGAUGAGGAUACAAUACCUGUUGGGAUUCUACCAGGAGGUAGUGCUAAUUCAACUGCUGCUUCAAUUUGUUAUCAUUCUGGUUUAUUGGGCAAAUCAUCACUUUUAUCACACUGUGGCUUUCUGUUAACAUUACCAAUUGAAAAUUUACAAAAUAGUCAAUCUAAACAAGUUAAUGAGCAAAGUGAAAAUUACAAUUUUACUUUACCACUUUUACCGUGUAUCAGUCCGAUGAGUGGUAUACACUUUGGAACAUGUGACAGAAAUUUUCAUCGAUACGGUAUUCAAAGUAUUGAAUGGGGUUUCGUCGCUGAUUUGGACUACAAAAGUGAACGAUUUCGUUGGAUGGGUGAAAAACGAUUUCUACUUUAUGCAUGUUACUACCUUAUGAAGAAACCAACAUAUCGUGCUAAAUUAUCAUACUUACCGUUUGAUAAUGUACUAUACCAAAAAAACAAAUAUAAAAAUGAUGAACUGGUUCAAAAAUCUUCUGUACCAUCAACGGCAUGUAGAAAUUCAAGUGAUUUUACAGAUAAAUUAAACGUAUCUCCUACACAGAUAAAAAAGUCGUGUCAAUCCUGGUCGUUUCUACCAGAAAUUAACCAACCUAUUUCUAAUCAUCAAGAUAAAUGGGUCACUUUAGACAAAAACUUCGUUACAAUAUUAGUAACAAAUCACUCUCAUAUAACAUCUAGUACCGUAAUGUAUCCGGAUGCUCAUAUCAGUGACCCAUAUUUAACUUUAUUAAUUCUGCAUGAAAACACAACAAGGCUUGAUUUGUUAGCUUUGGGACGAGCAAUGUCAAAUGGUCAAGGCCUACAAUCAACAUCAAACAUGGAUAUUGUAAAAAUUUUUGCUCUACGAAUAGAACCGUAUUCUAAAGAUUCAGUCAUCACAAUGCUGGACGGAGAGCUCAUGCCUUCAGGCACAUUUCAAGCAGAAGUUAUCCCAGGAAUUUUAAAUGUUAUUUCAGGUACCAAGGUUGUAUGAACUCCAUAUUAUUUCAGAAUUUCAUUUUACUUAUUUGAAACAAAUCAGAACUUAAUCAACGACUUAUUUUUCUUUUCUAACUAAAAUAAAACAAAGAAAAGUUUUUUUCUUUUAAAUUUAUACGUUUUUUUUCACACUAUUGAAUAUUGUUCAUUUCAAUGUUGUUGUUGUUGUUCUUUUUUUAUCAAUGCUUGGCAGAGUUUUAAAUUUUCUCUAUUUUAAUGAAUUAAAACAAAAUAAUAGAAAAUUGAUUUUUUAAUUUUGUUUUUCUGAUGGCUAUUACAAAUUUUGUUUUUAUUUUUAUUUUUUUUGUAAAAACUUAAAUUUUAAAAAAAUUAAUUAUUUAAUAUCAGAUGGGUUUUGUGGAUAUUACAGUAAUUCCAAUGCGAGUCAGUUGAGGCUAGACCACCAUGGAAAACCGUCCAGUGCUUCCGGGUUUUCCAUGGUGGUCUAGCUUCGACUGACUCAUGAUCUCAACUAUUGAAAUUAUUUAUUUGUAAAUUAAUAUUUUGAAGAUAUUUACUGAUAUUUACUACUUGUUUAUCAUAAGUAAUUUAAAGUUUGAAAAAAAUGUUUAAGAGUUAAAUAAAUAAAAAAGUUAUACAUUUGACAAGUGAUUGAUUAAUAUCUUGUUUGUUUAAUCUUUUAAUAUGGACUGAAUUCUAUCAAAUAAACUGUAAUGUAAUUACAGGCUCAAUGGACUCUCGUUUACACUGUGAUCGAUAGAAUUUGAUUAAAAAAAUAAAAGAUAAAAUGUAUAUGUUAUUGCUUAACGAAUUUUUAAUUUCUCAAAAAUACAAGAGAUCAGUUAUUCCAUGAAAGUCCUACACUACACAAAUGGAUGAACUAGGUUAAAAUCCCAUAGAAAACAAAAAUUCAUUCAGGAUUAUAAGCAAGCCUUAUUAUGGAGUGCCAACUAGUAUGAAACAGAUUUUUAUCUCCAAACACCUCCAACUGUCCAAUAUAUAUAUUUGAUUUGAUAAAAAUGUUAUAUGUAUAACUGAGAACCGUACUUCUAUUUCUCAACUGAAAAUUUCAAUCCACUGCGAAUUCGAAGUUACUUGAAUUGUAGGCAUUUAUAUUAUAAUGGUCAAUGAUUAUAAAAUAAUAGUUUCUGGUUGAAUCGAACUAAAUCGAUUUUGGAAAGUAUGGUAAAUAAUUAUAUUUUAGAUGAUUGAUUAAAAGCAAUAUUAUCAAGACACGCCCACUUUUUAACUAUUUUUAUUCAAUGAAGUUAUACUAAUGAAUGAUCUAGACCAUUGCAAUUCAACUUGAGAAUUUUGAAUGGCAUUCUACGUUCGACGGUGAAUUGAAACUUAAAAAUUUAUAAAUCAUCACAGAACAUUUCUUUAUUCUUUCUUGGCUCUCAAUAUUUCUCUUUUCAACUCUAUUAAUAUAUAUAAAUAUACUACAAUAUCUAUAAUUAAACAAUGAAGGCGUUUGUUUGCGAAUUGUUAAAAUGAUAUAAUUCUAUUUCAAAAUAUCUAUAAUAAAGAAUUGAUUUUUAGACUUUGAUCACCGGUAAAAAGUAUUCAAAAUGGUGCCAUCUUUAUGACACAAGAAAACAAUAUUUAAAAAAAAGUUAUACACAACGUACAAAUGGAUUAUAUUUCUCAAGUUUCAAUCGAAAUGAACAG